AUGAAGAGUUGCUUCCCUUGUUUACAUUUAAGCCAUGAAUAUAAAAAGACUGAUCAGUGAUGAUUUAGAAUAAGUGCAAAUGCGCUUGACUGUUAUUCAAUGACAAUAUGCAGGCAUCAACUGGAUUCGAGAAGUUCAUUACAGGUGGACUUAUCAAUACUGGCCAUGUUAGUGGGGUGUUGUUACUGACCAGACAGGGACAGACCAUGUACAGUUUUGGAGAUCUACAACAUCUUCCACAGGAAGAAGUGAAGCAGUUCCUUAGCUUGUUUGAAAGAUAUUCAUCCGAGGGUCUAGCAAACAAAGACUUCCACAUUUCUCCACCCAAGAGAAGGGGAUGGAUCUUUAAAACAUAUCAGAGAACAUUUUCAAGUGUAUAUGCAACGUGUAGCCGGGAUUCAGGAGGACUUACUGUGUGUAAUCUCCCGUAUGGUAUUCUCAUAUGUGUGUAUGGACCUACGACUUUGCCCGGAGAAGCAAUAAAAGCCAUCGAGAAUUUCUGUGAUGUCAUGAGAAGAUAGCAAGAGUUUCUGCCAUUUUUCCAGAUUCUAAUUUUAAAGGCUUUGUUAACACAAUAAAACAGUGAAAGAUUCUGUGACAUGGAAGCAUUUCUAUAGCUAGCUUAUUUUUAUUUUCGUAAGCAAGCUCUGGAAACACAGUAAAAGCCUUUGAGAAAAGUUUGGUAAAACAGGCAACUGCUGCUUUAAUGGACAAAUCAAUGACAAUUUUGGACAUCUAACUUCAGGAAGGGACACUUGAUUUCAACUGUUGGUGUUCAUUCAGGAUGCCUUGGAUAUAAAGUCAUUAUUUAUGUGAUCUAGAUUUAGUUUAAACAUUAUUUUUAUGAUAAUACACAUAAAAUACAUAUAUAUCAUUGUAAGGAUUGGGGAAAUAGCUGAAUGGAUUUACCUCUCUCCUUACUCCUAUCUGAAUGUGACCUUACAUAUAAUAUACAGCUAGAGUGGAAAUGACAUUUAAGAAAUAUUGACAUUCAACAUGUAAACUCACUUCAUAACAUGAUGUUUAGAAAUGUCAUACAAAUGCACUACAAUGAUAAACAAAGUAUGUUUUAUUUCAAAACUGGAAAGCAAAUAUGAAAAAUAGAAUGCUUAUAGUUUUUUAUAUUGUUUUGUAAUCAUUUAACUUAGCUGAAUCUCAUUUGAAACUGUGGCAUUUAGACUUACAUGUAUGGCAUUUAAUCAUUGAUUUUCACCUUGAAUAAUAUUUGUGGAAUUUAUAGUGGUGCUUCAUCUGUUAGUAUUGGAAAUAUAAUUUUGUUUUUACAUGAUUGUUGCAAUUCAUUUAAUACUAGUAAUUAUGCCCCCCCCCCCCUUCGAAGAAGAGGGGUAUAUUGCUUUGCACAGGCAUGUCGGUAUGUCGGUCGGUCGGUCGGUCCGUCGGUCGGUCCGUCGGUAGACCAAAGCUUGUCCGAGUGAUAACUCAACAAUUCCUGGAUGUAUGGUCAUCAAACUUCACAUGAAGGUUGGGCCUGAACAGUAGAUGACCCCUAUAGAUUUUGGGGGUCAUCGGGUCAAAGGUCAAGGUCACAGUGACCUUUAAUGGUAAAAUAAUUUUAAAGCUUGUCCGAGUGAUAACUCAACAAUGCCUGCACCCAUGGCCCUCAAACUUGACAUAGAGGUUGGGCCUGACCAGUAGAUGACCCCUAAUGUUUUGGGGGUCAUCAGGCCAAAGGUCAAGGUCACAGUGACCUUGAAUGGUAAAAGGUUGUCCGAGUGAUAAUGUGACAAUGCCUGCACCCAUGGCCAUGAAACUUGACUUGGAGGUUGGGCCUGACCAGUAGCUGACCCCUAUUGUUUUUUGGGCUCAAUGCGUCAAAGGUCAAGGUCACAGUGACCUUGAAUGGUAAAAGGUAGUUUGAGUGAUAACUCAACAAUGCCUGCACCCAUGGCUGUCAAACUUGACUUGGAGGUUGGGCCUGACCAGAAGAUGACCCCUAUUGUUUUUGGGGUCAUCAGGCCAAAGGUCAAGGUCACAGUGACCUUGAAUGGUAAAAGGUUGUCCGAGUGAUAAUGUGACAAUGCCUGCACCCAUGGCCCUCUGACUUGGAGAAUUGGCCUGACCAGGAGAUGACCCCUAUGGUUUUGGGGGGUCAUCUGGCCAAAGGUCAAGGUCACAGUGACCUGGAAUGGUAAAAGGUUGUCCGAGUGAUAAGUUGACAAUGCCUGCACCCAUGGCCCUCAAACUUGACUUGGAGGUUGGGCCUGGCCAGAAGAUGGUCCCUAUUGAUUUAAGGGGUCAUUGGGCCAAAGGUCAAGGUCACAGUGACCUGGAAUGGUAAAAGGUUAUCCGAGUGAUAACUUGACAAUGGCUGCACCCAUGGCCCUCAAACUUGAUUUGAAAGUUGAGCCUGGCCAGAAGAUUGUCCCUAUUAAUUUUAGGGGUCAUUGGGCCAAAGGUCAAGGUCACAGUGACCUUGAAUGAUAAAAGGUUGUCCAAGUGAUAACUCAACAAUGCCUGCACCCAUGGCCCUCAAACUUGACAUGGAGGUUGGGCCUGACCAGUAGAUGACCCAUAUUGAUUUUAGGGGUCAAAUGUCAAGGUCACAGUGACCUUGAAAGCAAACUCGACAAUUCUUGGACCUAUGGUCAUCAAACUUGACAUGAAGGUUGGGCCUGCCCAGUAGAUGACCCCUAUUGACUUUGGGGGUCAUCAGGCCAAGGUCAAUGUUACAGUAACCUUUAACGCAAAAAAGUUAACAAAUCUUCCCCCACUGAUAUCUCAACAAUGCCUGAACCUAUGAUCAUUAAACUUGACAUGGAUGUUAAGCGUGACCAGUAGAUCACCCUUAUUGAUUUUAGGAUUUUAGCCAAAGGUCAAGGUCACAGUGAUCUUGAAUGGUAAAAGGUUGUCCGAGUGAUAACUCAACAAUGCCUGAACCCAUGGCCUUCAAACUUGACUUGGAGUUGCAUCUGACUUGUAGAUGACCCCUUAUGAUUUAAGGGGUCAUCGGGUCAAAGGUCAAGGUCACAGUGACCUUGAACGAAAAAAACUUGUCUUGUGAUAACUUGACAAUGCCUGCACCCAUGGCCCUCAAACUUGACAUUUAGGUUUCUGGUGACCAGCUGAUGACUCUGGAUUUUGAGUUCAUAGAGUCAAAGGUCAUGACGGUCAUAACACACUUUAUCCUCACACUUUAAUGGUCAUAAUCUUAAAACAGCAACAAAUCAGCUGUCAUUUCGGUCCAUGCAUAUUUCAUUCAAUUGUCCAUAUAAUCCUGACAACAUGGCGCUCAGGGGGGGCAUAAUGUUUGACAAACAUCUCUUGUUACAAAUUGUAUUUAUAUUUAACUGUAUAAAUCUCAAGUGGUUUUCAUCAAUUGUUUUUUUUUUAAGGCAUUUCUAUUGAAUCAUUGUAUCAUUAUGAAACUGAAAGCAUGUAAUAAAUCCAUGUGAAAAGACUGCCGUUAUAUCAUCGUGUUCAAC
Molecule: messenger RNA, 3443 nt
Organism: Mya arenaria
Lineage: Eukaryota; Metazoa; Mollusca; Bivalvia; Myida; Myidae
Exons: 5
Coding region: 108-521 (137 amino acids)
Molecular function (GO): actin binding
Source: RefSeq, a predicted model, not a curated record